AUGGUGGACAACAAUGAACCAGUCCUUGUUAGCUUGCAGGAGUUGGAGACAGGAUCAAUCAAGCUUUCAACUCUGGAACAAGCAUUUGGUCCCACUGGUCUUGGAAUUUUGAUUGUCAAAGAACUUCCCUCGAACUUUCAAUCUCUUCGCCUCAAACUGCUCUCUUAUAUCUCCCACCUGUCAUUUCUACCGCCGGAUGAAUUAGAACAGCUCACAAAUGCCGAAUCGCACUACAAUGUCGGCUGGUCUCAUGGCAAAGAAGCCCUCAAGUCUGGUCAAUAUGACACAAUGAAAGGCUCCUAUUAUGUCGGGAUCCUGUCCUCAUAUCUCCAGGAACGCCUUUCGCGAAUUCCUUCGGACAUUCGUCCUACUCUUGAGACGCCAAAUAUAUGGCCAAGCGAGGAACUCCUUCCUGGUUUCCGUUCCACUUUUGAAGAACUCUGCACGCUGAUAAUGGAUAUCAUUCUCCUGGUUGCACGAGCUUGUGACAGGUUCGCGAUGGAACAUGUGCCGGAUUAUGCUUCUGGACUUCUUGAGCGGAUUUUGAGGGAGAGCAUGACCAGUCGAGCACGGCUUCUUCAUUAUUUUCCAUUAGACUCGCAAACGAAAAUUGCUCCAGCAGAUGAGAACGACGACUCAUGGUGCGCUCUGCAUGUUGACGAUGGCUGUCUGACGGGUCUAACAUCAGCCCUCUUUGUUAACGAGACUAACUUGGCGCACACGAUUCCCCUUACUCCCUUGAAAUCAGCAAAAUCAACCGAUCCCAAGGCUGGGCUUUACAUUCGUUCUAGGACUUGUGAAGUUGUCAAAGUUAGCAUACCUGCAGACUGCUUAGCGUUCCAAACCGGAUCUGCGCUUGAACUGAUUACUGGAGGCGCAUUGAAAGCUGUACCACAUUUCGUGAGAGGACCGAGUGGGUCGUCGACGAUGGAGAGAGUUGCGCGGAAUACGUUAGCGGUGUUUGCGCAGCCGAACCACGAGGUGAUUGUGGAUCAGGAGAGUGGAGUGACUUUUGGGGAACACACGAAGGAAGCAGAUGAGAGGCAUGCAUAA
This is a messenger RNA of Glarea lozoyensis ATCC 20868, 1053 nucleotides long. Its product is annotated as Clavaminate synthase-like protein. The record is from RefSeq and is a predicted model, not a curated record. The transcript has 3 exons. Lineage: Eukaryota; Fungi; Ascomycota; Leotiomycetes; Helotiales; Helotiaceae. Bases 1 to 1053 code for a protein of 350 amino acids.